UGCUACUUUUCUUUGCUAACGGGUGUUGUAUUCUACAAUGCCUGAGCCGGCAAAAUCCGCUCCCGCGCCCAAGAAGGGCUCGAAAAAAGCUGUCACCAAAGCUCAGAAGAAGGACGGCAAAAAGCGCAAGCGGAGUCGCAAGGAGAGCUAUUCCAUCUACGUGUACAAAGUGCUGAAACAGGUGCACCCGGACACAGGCAUCUCGUCCAAGGCCAUGGGCAUCAUGAACUCGUUCGUCAACGACAUCUUCGAACGCAUCGCGGGCGAAGCGUCGCGCCUGGCGCAUUACAACAAGCGCUCCACCAUCACGUCCCGAGAGAUCCAGACGGCAGUGCGCCUGCUGCUGCCCGGCGAGCUGGCCAAGCACGCCGUGUCUGAGGGCACCAAGGCGGUCACCAAGUACACCAGCUCCAAGUGAGUUCCUGCCGGGCCGCGGCGCUCGCACAAGUCGCCGGGCCGCUUGACUUUCCAAAGGCUCUUUUCAGAGCCACCCAUCUAAUCACCAGAAAAGAGCUUUGUUCACUUGUUUUCCCUCAGUCUCUUCUCACAAAGUAAGUUGCAGUAGUUGGAUAAAAGUAAUAGCAAAUGGCACACGUAGCUUUUUAGGCCCUUUUGACUUGAGGUUCCUGGCGCGUGACUGGCUUUGCUUUUCAGUCUAGGCUGAGUCUUAACCCCUCACUGUGCUGCUUAGUUUUCUUAUGAGUCAGUUCUAAAUUAGGAUGCUGAGACUCUGCUCGUUCGCACCCUCUACUCGUAGAUUGUGUCUUGGUGGCUCUGUUGGGUACGUUUCAUCGGUGUUUUAAAACCAAGUGAGUGAUUUCGGCCAUCCUCAUUUAAGAAAGGACCCCAGGACAUAAGUAAGCCCAGGUCCUGCGAGCACUGCAUCACAGCCCUGAAGAAUUCUCCCGAGAGUUUGGCAGCUGCUUUGGUGCCCAGUCAUCAGUUAUGCCCUGCGACGCGACCUCCUGUGGAUACCAGUAGUUCGGGAUAUUUAGGACGGAACCCGCUCUGCCUGGUCUCAGCCUUUCCCUGAUUGGACGACAUGAAUAUUCAAAAUCUCGCGCCGCUCCAGAAUUCAUAGAAACUGGUUUCCACCGCUCACUUUGGUGCUUUGAAAUCCCUGUUAUUUUUUGGUUUGUGGAUCAUUUUUGCAUUUAAUUCUCUUGGAAUGUUUCGGCCUCAAGUAACUGUAAGGCACUAGUUAGUCAUUUUAGUCUGGGCUCAAACGACACCUCUCAGAAACCUUCUCAAAACAUCCACUCAGGAGUUUGCGCCUCUCCUUUCUGCCUGUCCUGGGCCCUCACUCUAUUUUAUCUUCCUUCUAGCAGCGGUCAGAAAUUGUCUUGUUCGUUUAUAUUCUUGUUUACGGUCUUUCUCCUCAAGCCCUUAAAAGAAACUUUGCUGGUCUGGUAUGCCUCUAUAUCGUCAGUGCCAACCAGUACUGGGCACACAGUGGACACUUCAAUACUUAUUGAGUUAAUACUUGUUGAAUUAAUUUUUCUGUCCUACUCCUUUUUUUAAUCGCUUCCAUGAAUGGAUGGGUGCGGUUCAUUUUCAUUAGAUGCAUGUGAAGACGUGAUGAAAAUGGAAAUGUUUUUGGAGCUCCUUUCACAAGUCUGUCCGUGGUCAGCUCAGGGAAACAGCUGGGAGGAGGACUUUGUUAAGAUUUUUUUCUUUUCUUUUCUUUCUUUU
Kogia breviceps (pygmy sperm whale) is the source of this 1692-nucleotide messenger RNA. RefSeq names its product H2B clustered histone 21 (gene H2BC21). Gene Ontology annotation, molecular function: structural constituent of chromatin; DNA binding; protein heterodimerization activity. Lineage: Eukaryota; Metazoa; Chordata; Mammalia; Artiodactyla; Physeteridae. The record is from RefSeq and is a predicted model, not a curated record. Gene Ontology annotation, cellular component: nucleosome.